UACCCACUUCAUCUUCCAUAAAUUCCUAUAUAAUCCCCCAUCGCAUUCACUUCUCAAUUCACUCUCCUCGUUGCUCCCAAUCGCUUGACGUGCCUCAUACUCCACCGCCGGGUUCUGCCGUCUCCCGCCGGAACCGACCCCAUUUUGUCCUCUUUCGCCGGAACCUGCUCGUAAGAAGAUGAGGGAGAUUCUCCACGUUCAAGGUGGUCAGUGUGGUAACCAGAUCGGAUCCAAGUUUUGGGAAGUGUUGUGUGAUGAACAUGGCAUAGAUCCUACUGGCCGAUACACUGGAACCUCUGAUUUGCAACUUGAACGUGUCAAUGUGUAUUACAAUGAGGCUUCUUGUGGGCGUUAUGUCCCUCGUGCUGUGCUCAUGGAUCUGGAGCCUGGUACCAUGGACAGUGUGAGGACAGGUCCUUAUGGACAAAUCUUCAGGCCGGACAAUUUCGUUUUUGGGCAAUCUGGGGCUGGUAAUAACUGGGCCAAGGGGCAUUACACAGAAGGAGCAGAACUCAUUGAUGCUGUGCUCGACGUCGUGAGAAAGGAAGCCGAGAAUUGUGAUUGCCUUCAAGGUUUCCAAGUGUGCCAUUCACUUGGUGGAGGCACCGGUUCUGGAAUGGGGACUCUUCUGAUUUCCAAAAUCAGGGAAGAAUAUCCAGACAGGAUGUUGCUUACUUUCUCCGUCUUCCCUUCGCCGAAAGUGUCUGAUACAGUCGUCGAGCCAUACAAUGCCACACUUUCCGUUCAUCAGCUCGUCGAGAAUGCGGAUGAGUGCAUGGUGCUGGACAAUGAAGCAUUAUAUGAUAUUUGCUUCAGGACUCUUAAGUUAACUACUCCUAGCUUUGGGGAUCUGAACCAUUUAAUUUCUGCUACAAUGAGUGGGGUGACAUGCUGUCUGAGAUUUCCUGGCCAGCUUAACUCUGACCUGAGAAAACUUGCUGUGAAUCUAAUUCCCUUCCCUCGUCUACACUUCUUUAUGGUGGGAUUUGCUCCUCUUACCUCACGCGGGUCGCAGCUAUAUCGGGCGCUGACCGUCCCUGAGUUGACACAGCAAAUGUGGGAUUCUAAAAACAUGAUGUGUGCUGCAGACCCUCGCCAUGGCCGAUACCUCACGGCCUCUGCCAUGUUCAGGGGGAAGAUGAGUACUAAAGAAGUUGAUGAACAGAUGAUCAAUGUUCAAAACAAGAACUCGUCAUACUUUGUGGAAUGGAUUCCAAACAAUGUUAAAUCCAGCGUUUGUGACAUUGCUCCUAAAGGACUUUCCAUGGCGUCGACCUUCAUCGGAAACUCAACCUCGAUUCAGGAAAUGUUCAGGCGUGUGAGCGAGCAGUUCACUGCCAUGUUCAGGAGGAAGGCUUUCUUGCACUGGUACACUGGAGAAGGAAUGGAUGAAAUGGAGUUCACUGAGGCAGAAAGCAACAUGAACGAUCUCGUUUCCGAGUAUCAGCAGUACCAGGACGCCACAGCUGAUGAGGAGGAGUAUUACGACGAGGAAGACGAGGAGGCUGAACACGAGUAACUUCACUUCUCUGUGAGUAAUCUGUUUCUGUUUCGAUAUACAUAUGCUAUUCGUGUUGAGAACAAGUUCUAUGCUUCCUGUGAUGGGUGUUUCAUUUCUUCUUCUCAUCUGUUGUUUGAGUAUGUUAUUUUGUAAUGUUAUGAGUUAUAAGCUGUUGAGUAAUUAAAUGAGGAGUAUCUGUGUUUCUACGAGUUUUCACCUCAGGAUUAUGAAUUGAUGGUUUAAUAUGAACUCAGUGAAUCAGUUCCUCCA
Molecule: messenger RNA, 1771 nt
Organism: Cucurbita maxima (winter squash)
Lineage: Eukaryota; Viridiplantae; Streptophyta; Magnoliopsida; Cucurbitales; Cucurbitaceae
Product: tubulin beta-6 chain
Exons: 4
Coding region: 179-1519 (446 amino acids)
Biological process (GO): mitotic cell cycle; microtubule cytoskeleton organization
Cellular component (GO): microtubule; cytoplasm
Molecular function (GO): GTPase activity; GTP binding; structural constituent of cytoskeleton
Source: RefSeq, a predicted model, not a curated record